UCCCUCCCUCUCUCUCAAUCUCGUUCUGAUCUUCAACCUACGCAUUUGGAAGGCAUUAAUAGCUAAUAAACUAAAGGCCCCUCAUGAAGAAGCCUUUCCCCUACCUCACCAGUUUCGUUCUCUUGGAUCACAACAGUGGCAAGAAUGGUAGCUCUGAAAGCCGGAAGCCGGCCGCCGUGGGUAGGUCUGGGAGCCGCCGUCUGGGUCCAAUUCGCCGCCGGCAACGCUUACACCUUCCCUCUCUACUCGCCAGCUCUCAAGCACGUUCUGGGUUUCAAUCAGCAGCAGGUCACCAUGCUCGGCGUCGCAAAUGACAUCGGGGAGAACAUGGGCAUUCUUCCCGGCAUCGCCUGCAACAUAUUGCCGCCUUGGAUCGUUCUUCUGGUCGGCGUUUGUGCUUGCUUUCUGGGAUAUGGCGUUGUUUGGCUUGCUGUUAGUGAGACCGUUCAGUCCUUGCCUUAUUGGGUGAAUUACAGAUUCUCAUCCAAGUAUUUGAUUCCGUGGCAGUUAUGGAUUGCUCUUUGUAUUGCCACCAAUAGCAGUGCUUGGUUUGGCACAGCUGUGCUUGUAACCAACAUGAGAAAUUUUCCUCUCAGUAGGGGUACAGUUGCAGGUCUCCUGAAAGGAUACGUUGGUCUUAGUGCCGCAGUCUAUACAGAGGUGUACACUAUGGCGCUCAGUGAGUCUGCUUCAAAACUUUUGUUAUUCCUUACUCUUGGCCUUCCUCUUUUAUGUCUGGCUAUGAUGUAUUUUGUUCGGGCUUGCACUCCGGCUUCUGGAGAAGACUCCUCAGUGCAUGCACAUUUCCUUUUCACCCAAGCUUCGAGUAUUGUUCUUGGCAUCUAUCUUCUAACAACUACGAUUUUGAAAAAUACAUUAUCUCUGAGUAAUGUCUUCUCCUACAUAUUCAUUGCUGUAAUGAUUAUUCUACUAAUGUCUCCUAUUGCAAUUCCCAUUAAAAUGACAUUGUUCCCUGCAAAUACCAAGAAGCCUGUUCCAUCAGUUGGUUCCUCAGACAAUUUGGUUGCAAGAGAAGGUGAAUCAAGGCAAACAGAUCCUCUCUUGGUUGGAAGUUUUCAUGAGAACGAAGAUGCUUCUGAUGUUGAGAUGCUUAUAGCUAUGGGAGAGGGAGCCGUAAGGAAGAGAAGGAAGCCUAGAAGGGGAGAAGAUUUCAAAUUUCGUGAAUCUGUUAUAAAGGCUGAUUUCUGGCUUCUUUGGUUAGUAUACUUCCUUGGGGUUGGCUCUGGAGUAACGGUUCUCAACAAUUUGGCUCAGAUUGGGGUAUCCUUUGGUAUAAAUGAUACAACAAUAUUGUUGAGCCUAUUCAGCUUUUGCAAUUUUCUGGGUCGUCUUGGGGCUGGUGCAGUCUCUGAACAUUUUGUGAGAUCAAAAACAAUACCACGGACAAUCUGGAUGACGCUCACGCAACUAAUCAUGGUAGCAACAUUUCUUCUUUAUGCAUCAGGUGCCCAGGGUACUCUUUAUGCUGCAACAGCAUUGCUUGGGAUCUGCUUUGGCGUUCAGUUUGCUAUAAUGAUCCCAACAGCCAGUGAGCUCUUUGGCUUGAAGCAUUUUGGCAUCAUUUAUAACUUCAUGCAGAUUGGGAAUCCUCUUGGCGCACUUCUCUUUUCAGGUCUGCUUGCUGGCUAUGUAUACGACGCAGAGGCAGCCAAGCAACACAGUUCCUCUUGUUCGGGUGCCAAUUGCUUUAGACUCACAUUCUUGAUUCUGGCCUCGGUAUGUGGGCUCGGCACGAUCUUGAGCAUUGUUCUGACAAUCAGAAUAAGGCCAGUCUAUCAGAUGCUUUAUGCUGGGGGUUCUUUCCGAAUACCUCAAAGUUCAAGCCGCUGAAGCUUCUUGUGUUUGACCCUUAAGUUCAUAUUCGAGGAUAUGGUUUAUGUAGAGGCAAUCAGGCAUGUGUUCGAAGGGCCCAAAAGACUUCUGAACUGAACUAAACCUAACCUAACCCGAACUUUCAUAGAUAGGGUUGGUUGGUUGGUUGGGUUGGGUUGGGAUCGGUUUUGUUCCUUAAGUUUUAUAGGUUAGUGUUCUGGGGCUUAAUAUAAAUAAUCCAAACCCGGUUGUGGUUUGGUUGAGUCCUAGGUUAGUCACUUAAUAGCCUGAACGACCCCAAAAUUUCACCUCAUUCAUAUGUAAUAGUAAUACUAUUACGGCACCAAAUUAUGCACUAUGUAUGAUGAAUCCAUGAAUGGUUUUUAGUUGAACUCUUGGAUGCUGCCUUGAAGGAA
Diospyros lotus (date-plum) is the source of this 2249-nucleotide messenger RNA. RefSeq names its product protein NUCLEAR FUSION DEFECTIVE 4-like. The record is from RefSeq and is a predicted model, not a curated record. NCBI's taxonomy places the organism in Eukaryota, Viridiplantae, Streptophyta, Magnoliopsida, Ericales, Ebenaceae. Gene Ontology annotation, cellular component: membrane. The coding region runs from base 145 to 1851 and encodes 568 amino acids. Gene Ontology annotation, biological process: transmembrane transport. The transcript is spliced from 3 exons. Gene Ontology annotation, molecular function: transmembrane transporter activity.